Messenger RNA from Exophiala aquamarina CBS 119918, 180 nucleotides. RefSeq lists its product as uncharacterized. Gene Ontology annotation, molecular function: methyltransferase activity. The record is from RefSeq and is a predicted model, not a curated record. The transcript has a single exon. The coding region runs from base 1 to 180 and encodes 59 amino acids. NCBI's taxonomy places the organism in Eukaryota, Fungi, Ascomycota, Eurotiomycetes, Chaetothyriales, Herpotrichiellaceae.
AUGGCGAGCCUGCAAACAUUCCCCAUUGAUUACGAAUUCGUUGGUAAGCCAGGCUCGAAGAAUCGACAGAUCGGAAAUGCCUACCCGCCGCUUGCGGCAAAGGAGGUAUUCUCAGAGGUGGCAAAGUCCUUACAAAAGGCGGAUGAAGAGGAGAUGGCCGGUCAUGGUGAAACCCAGUGA